CAACAACAACUGGAGCAACAACAACAACAGCAACAACUACCCUGCACAUUUAGCUGCCACAGUCAGCUGCAAACAUGGGCAACAAAUGCUGCAGCAAGCGUCAGGAUCAGGAGCUGGCGCUGGCCUAUCCGACGGGCGGCUACAAGAAAUCCGACUACACCUUCGGCCAGACGCACAUAAAUAGCAACAGCAGCGUCGGCGCCGGCGUUGUUGCCGCACUCGGCCAGAAGCACAACAAUGGCGGCUCAUUGGACUCCAGAUAUACGCCCGAUCCGAAUCGGGGACCGCUCAAAAUUGGCGCCAAGGGCGGCGUGGACAUCAUACGAACGCGCACCACGCCAACAGCCGGCGUGCCUGGUGGCCUGCCGAAACGACGCGUCGUUGUCGCUCUCUACGAUUACAAAUCGCGCGAUGAAUCCGACUUGAGCUUUACAAAGGGCGACCGCAUGGAGGUCGUCGAUGACACCGAAUCGGAUUGGUGGCGCGUCGUUAAUCUGACCACGCGCCAGCAGGGCCUGAUACCGCUCAACUUUGUCGCCGAGGAGCGCAGCGUCAACAGCGAGGACUGGUUCUUUGAGAAUGUGCUACGUAAGGAGGCGGACAAGCUGCUGCUGGCCGAGGAGAAUCCGCGCGGCACAUUUCUGGUGCGCCCCUCGGAGCAUAAUCCCAAUGGCUAUUCGCUGUCCGUCAAGGACUGGGAGGACGGACGCGGUUAUCAUGUGAAGCACUAUCGCAUCAAGCCUCUGGACAAUGGCGGCUUCUACAUAGCCACAAAUCAAACUUUUGCCUCGCUUCAGGCCCUCGUCAUGGCCUACAGCAAAAACGCGCUCGGCCUGUGUCACAUACUGUCGCGUCCCUGCCCCAAACCGCAGCCACAGAUGUGGGAUCUUGGCCCGGAGCUGCGCGACAAAUAUGAAAUACCACGCUCUGAGAUUCAGCUGCUGCGCAAACUGGGACGCGGCAACUUCGGUGAGGUGUUCUACGGCAAGUGGCGCAACAGCAUCGAUGUGGCGGUCAAAACGCUGCGCGAGGGCACAAUGUCGACGGCUGCGUUCCUCCAGGAGGCGGCCAUCAUGAAGAAGUUUCGACACAAUCGCCUCGUGGCACUUUAUGCCGUCUGCUCGCAGGAGGAGCCCAUUUAUAUUGUGCAGGAGUACAUGUCGAAUGGCAGCCUUUUGGACUUUUUGCGCGAAGGCGAGGGACGUUAUCUGCACUUCGAGGAUCUCAUCUAUAUUGCCACACAGGUGGCCAGCGGCAUGGAGUAUCUGGAGUCCAAGCAGCUCAUCCAUCGCGAUUUGGCGGCGCGCAAUGUGCUCAUCGGCGAGAAUAAUGUGGCAAAGAUUUGUGAUUUCGGUUUGGCGCGCGUCAUUGCCGACGAUGAGUAUUGUCCCAAGCAGGGUUCUCGGUUCCCCGUCAAAUGGACAGCGCCCGAGGCCAUCAUCUAUGGCAAGUUUAGCAUCAAGUCGGAUGUCUGGUCAUAUGGCAUAUUGCUGAUGGAGCUUUUUACGUACGGACAAGUGCCCUAUCCGGGCAUGCAUAGUCGGGAGGUGAUUGAGAAUAUCGAGCGCGGUUUUCGCAUGCCAAAGCCAACGAUUCAUUAUUUCCCCGACAAUAUCUAUCAUCUGCUGCUACAAUGCUGGGAUGCAGUGCCCGAGAAGCGGCCCACAUUUGAGUUCUUAAAUCAUUACUUUGAGUCGUUCUCGGUGACGUCGGAGGUGCCGUAUCGGGAGGUUCAGGAUUAAGCGGCAGCGGAGGAGUCGUCACAAUACCCACACACACAAUACAAAACACAACACAACACAACACAUCUAUAAAUAUAUAUAUUUAUAACGUUAUCUAUAUGUAACGUAAACAUUUAUACAUAUUUACUAUAAUUCUUAAGACUUUUAAAUGGCAAGGCAUACAACAACAGCAACAACAAGUAUAACAUUAA
This is a messenger RNA of Drosophila novamexicana, 1933 nucleotides long. RefSeq names its product tyrosine-protein kinase Src64B (gene Src64B). The transcript has 5 exons. Gene Ontology annotation, molecular function: non-membrane spanning protein tyrosine kinase activity; ATP binding; signaling receptor binding. NCBI's taxonomy places the organism in Eukaryota, Metazoa, Arthropoda, Insecta, Diptera, Drosophilidae. Gene Ontology annotation, cellular component: extrinsic component of cytoplasmic side of plasma membrane. Gene Ontology annotation, biological process: innate immune response; protein phosphorylation; cell differentiation. Bases 75 to 1742 code for a protein of 555 amino acids. The record is from RefSeq and is a predicted model, not a curated record.